Phragmites australis (common reed) is the source of this 1832-nucleotide messenger RNA. Its product is annotated as vesicle-associated protein 2-2-like. Gene Ontology annotation, biological process: endoplasmic reticulum membrane organization. Lineage: Eukaryota; Viridiplantae; Streptophyta; Magnoliopsida; Poales; Poaceae. Gene Ontology annotation, cellular component: endoplasmic reticulum membrane; plasma membrane. The transcript has 9 exons. The record is from RefSeq and is a predicted model, not a curated record. Bases 658 to 1560 code for a protein of 300 amino acids.
AUCCGUUUCCCGGGAAACCUCGCCUCCUGCUCCGCGUCCCCCCAAGCCUCCACUCCCCUCGUCAAAACCGCCGCGUACGCGAGCGGCGACGACAAAGUGGCCUUCCGUCCCGUCCGUCCUCCCGUCGUCUUCGCUCCCACUCCUCCUCGGCUCCUCCUCCACCAGUCCACCACCGCUUCCUCUCCUGCUGCUCUCGCUGUUGGGCGAGACGUCCUAGUCACGAGCGACUUCGAGGCUUGGAGGCGAGAUUGAUUGAUUGAUAGGACUCGGAGGCUUGUGCAGAAUUACUAGCGGAGCGGCCAGCAGCGCGGUGCUGGUGUAGCCGCCGCUGCUUUGUUUGCGAUCCUGCAGCGGAGAUGGGCCAGGACCUCGUCGAGAUCCACCCGCGCGAGCUCCAGUUCACCUAGUAGCUCUCCUUUGGACUACUACUACCACGUUUGGGGAUCGUGUUGGGAGCUUGAGAUGUAUUCGAUGGAGUGAUAGCGAAGUUAAACCCCUGUUGAGGUGAAGAAACAAAGUUCAUGUGCUGUCGAUCUAGUCAACAAGUCCAAUGAAUUUGUUGCUUUCAAGGUUAAAACAACAUCUCCUAAAAGAUAUUGUGUUCGACCAAAUACUGGAGUUAUCCGUCCAAGGGAGUCAUGUUAUUUCACAGUUAUCAUGCAAGCGCUGCGUACCGCUCCACCAGACAUGCAAUUGAAAGACAAGUUUUUGGUGCAGACCACAGUUGUUCCUUAUGGUACAUCAGAUGGGGGCCUCAUUCCUGCUUUUUUCUCCAAAGAAAGUGGCAGAUACAUUGAGGAAAGUAAAUUGAGAGUUGUCCUUGUUAGUGCAUCCCAUCCUCUUGAAGUGCAACCGAUUAAUGGAGUUCAGAACACCGAGGCUGCUGUUGAAGUUCCUGUACUAAAAGAGACGCCGAAUAUAGAGAAUGAAGUGCUGGUUGUUGCGAAAGAAGUUCCUUCCCCUCUGGAACAAACUCCAGUAAUUUUGACUGAAACACCUUCGCCUGUCAAAGAGACUCUAGCCCUGAGAGAAGCUCCUGUGCCCGUCAAAGAGACUCCAGGACUGCGAGAAGUUCUUGUGCCACUGAACGAAGCACCAGCUGUUUUGACAGAAUUUCCUUCCCCUGAAAAAGAUGCCCCUGACGUUACGAUUGAACAUGCCCCUGUGAUUACGAUUGAAUCUGUUCCUCCUUUGAAACAAAACACUGCAGCUUUUAAGGAGUCUCCUCUGGAGGGAACUCCUCCUGAAGAAGCUAUUAUGCUAAGUGAUCGAGGACUUUUCAAUGUGCAGAAGCAUCAAUUAUCUCAUGUAACAGAAGAUGUUCAGAAUCUGAAGUCAAAGCUCAACAAUAUUGAGUCAAAAUUGGAAGAGGCUGAAAAGAUGAUAACAAAGCUAAGAGAAGAGAGUAGAACUACCACCCAGGAGCGAGAUAAGUUACAGCAAGAAAUGGUAUUUCUAAGAAAGAAGGGAGCCCCCAGGAACCAAGUGGGUUUCCCCUUGCUGUUUGUGGUGUACGUGGCCCUUCUUGGUACGUCGCUCGGUUACCUGCUGCGACUAUGAGCUCCUUAUGUGCAAAAUUCAGCAGCUGGGAUGUUUCAGUUUGUGGCAAGAGUUGAAGGGCAGUCGCACUUUGGAAUCUUUGGAGAGGAGCAUUUCUUAGCAGAAUUAGUUCAGAUGGUUUUGCAUAUAGCAGGGGUACCGAACUACCAGAUGCCUGUAUGUAUAGAACAGUUCUUUUACAUUGUAUAGAACCCAUCCAAAAGACGCCUGGUACCCUGUAGUAGACUAACAUGAGAUUCUUCCUUUUGCCCAAGUUUUUGCAUUUUGUUGGA